AUGGACCAACUCGAAGAAAAGCACCUGGAAACCAGCCGGGGUUUCCACUAUCGCUACUAUGUCAGCCCAGCAGCAUCUGCGGAUGCAUCGAAGCCUGCUAUUGUCCUCUGCCAUGGAUGGCCAGACUCAGCAGAUUUGUGGCAAUUUGUCGUUCCACAGCUACUGAAGUCGAAAUUGAGACUCAUAGUCCCAGACCUGCUCGGAGCUGGGCAGUCCUCCAAGCCCAUCAACCCAGAAGCAUUCGAGAUCAAAGGAAUGGUUGACGAUAUGAUGGAGGUCCUCAAAUCAGAGAACAUCACCCAACAAAUCAUCCCCAUGGGUCACGACUGGGGUUCAUACUUGGCUCAGCGUCUCUAUCUCCUGAACAAGGAUCGCAUGGCGGGGCUCAUAACUCUCAACGUCGCGUUUCAACCACCGCGAGCUGAUGCAUUCGAUYUGGAAACAUUCAACGCGUAUACCGAGAAAGUCGUCGGGUAUCCGAUCUUCGCCUACUGGCUCCUCUUCGCCGACCCCGAAGGUCCGAAACUAAUGGAGCAACACCUCGAGAGCUUAUGGUAUGCAAUCCACGGCGAAGACCCAGCUCAAAUGAAGAAUCUCUUCUGCGUCCGCGGAGCCAUCAAGGAAUGGGUUGAGAAAGAUCGCAAGGACAGCCCGUUGAAACCCUACGCGCGGAACGAGGAACUCAAGAACGCCUGGAUCGAUAGUAAGAAGUCGGGCGGUCUAGUCUCCCAGGGCUGUUGGUAUCGGGCCACUGCCGAGAACAUUCAUCAGGCUACGGAGUCGAAGUUGGAUGGUCAUGUUGAUCUUCCUUAUUUGUUCAUUGGUGCUGAUGGAGAUGCUGUGUGCAGAACUGAUGCGAUUGAGGGACCUAAGUCUAUGGGUUUGCUCAAAAAUUUGCAGGUCGAGGAGGUGCAUAGUGGUCAUUGGAGUCCGUUUGAGGCUCCCGAUGACAUUGCGAGGAUCGUCUUGGAGUGGUUGGCGAAGAAUGGGUUCUCCGCUUAG
Ramularia collo-cygni is the source of this 1002-nucleotide messenger RNA. RefSeq names its product related to epoxide hydrolase. Gene Ontology annotation, molecular function: catalytic activity. The record is from RefSeq and is a predicted model, not a curated record. The transcript is spliced from 2 exons. NCBI's taxonomy places the organism in Eukaryota, Fungi, Ascomycota, Dothideomycetes, Mycosphaerellales, Mycosphaerellaceae. The coding region runs from base 1 to 1002 and encodes 333 amino acids.